Messenger RNA from Solea senegalensis (Senegalese sole), 1148 nucleotides. RefSeq names its product phosducin-like 3 (gene pdcl3). Gene Ontology annotation, cellular component: cytoplasm. The transcript has 6 exons. The record is from RefSeq and is a predicted model, not a curated record. NCBI's taxonomy places the organism in Eukaryota, Metazoa, Chordata, Actinopteri, Pleuronectiformes, Soleidae. Bases 79 to 798 code for a protein of 239 amino acids. Gene Ontology annotation, biological process: positive regulation of gene expression; angiogenesis; protein folding.
GAGUGUUCGCUCCUUCUGUUUCCGUGUCUGGGAGGAGAACAGCGGUGUGAUUUCACAGCCCAUCUUCUCUCCGUCAAAAUGCAGGACCCAAAUGAAGACACAGAAUGGAACGACAUCCUGAGGAAGAAAGGCAUUCUUCCUCCUAAAGAGACACCGAAGGAGGAUGAAGAGGAGGAGGAGCUGGCUCUUCAGCAGCAGUCAGUCGUUAAAACGUAUGAGAGCAUGACGCUGGAAGAGCUGGACGAGAAUGAGGAUGAGUUUGGUGAGGAAGACGAGGCGGCCAUCGAGAUGUACAGACAGAAGCGUCUGGCAGAGUGGAAGGCGACUCAGAUAAAGAACGUGUUUUCAGAGGUCGUGGAAAUCUCGGGUCAAGACUACGUGAAGGAGGUGAACAAGGCUGGAGAAGGGAUCUGGGUCGUGCUGCAUCUCUACAAACAGGGCAUCCCCCUGUGCACCCUUAUCAACCAGCACCUGAGCAUCAUGGCCAAUAAGUUUCGCCAGACCAAGUUCCUCAAGUCCAUCUCCACCACGUGCAUCCCCAACUACCCCGACCGCAACCUGCCCACCAUCUUUGUUUACUUUGAGGGCGAGAUGAAGGCGCAGUUCAUCGGCCCUCACGUCUUUGGAGGCAUGAACCUCACAGUUGACGAGCUGGAGUGGCGGUUAUCGGAAUCCGGGGCGGUGAAAACGGACCUCGAGGAAAAUCCCAGGAAGCAGGUCGAAGACAAGAUGAUGACGUCCAUCAGGUCUUCGCUCCCGACGCGAAAAGACAGUGACUCUGAGGACGAGGACGAUUAGAAACGCGCACUCUGUUACACUGGUGUGUUUCAUGUUGUUACCACGCAGGCAGGGACGGAUCCUGCUCAAGGGAACUGCGGGCAGGACAGGAUCAGAGCGACACUGUGGCGUUGAACCCUCCAUGAGAACCACAGAUAACUUUAAUCUCGUGCUCGGUGUUUGUACGCAAGCAUCACAGACGAAUGUCAAGUGUUUGUUUGUUUUUUUUUAUUAUGUUUCAUCAUCAUUUUGGCACAAAAAUGUACAUUUCCAUCCAAACCUGUGAAAUGAAAUGUGAGUUCACCUCUUUGCCACAACAAUCGUCACCACUUUUAUUUUAUUGUGUUUGCUAUAAAGGAUUCACACAAGAA